AUCCGGCAGCUGUAGGGAGAGUGUGGGCUGCGUGCGUGUCAGGGGUGUUUACUCAGUGUCUCGUCACAGGUGAUAGACCCUCAUAGAGUGUAAGUCAUGUUUGGAGUGACUCAGAGACUUGGUUCUGGUGAAAAUAGUGAAACGAAGUGACAUUUUCUUGAAAGGAUGUACUAAAGUGUGAGGGCGUGCGGGCGUGUGGGCGUGCGGGUGAUGCGUGAGGUGUGAGGAGCUGUGAGCAUGAGGGCCGCAGGUCCUCCUUGAGACUCGGUGAGCGUCAUGUGAGGGUGACAUGCGGGUAGCAACAGCACCCGCGGUCACGCCACCCGCGGGAGGCAGUCCUCACCACCACACCACCCACAUGACCCGCUGGUCGCCCACAUCGUCCCCGCCCGGGGUGGUGGUGGACGUGGGCGGGCCGGCGAGCCUCCCGUGGUGGGAUGACUGGACCAACACUACAGACGAGGAGGCCAGAGCGCUCCUCGACGUAGACGAGACUGUAGACGCUGACGAUGGGACGCUGUCAGGCGGUAACUGGACGCUCGAGGGCGGCAACUGGACCAUGAUUGACGGCAACUGGACCAUGAUGGACGGCAACUGGACGCUGGUGGGCGGCAACUGGACGGAGGAGGAGGGAGCCACCCUCAGUAUGCAGGUGAUGUUCACUGCCAUCACCGCCGUCAUCCUGGGUGUGAUGAUCCUCGCUACCAUCAUUGGUAAUGUGUUUGUGAUCGCCGCCAUCCUGCUAGAGAGGAACCUGCAGUCAGUCGCCAACUACCUCAUUCUCAGCCUCGCCGUCGCCGACCUCCUAGUGGCUGCCCUUGUCAUGCCCUUAGGAGCUGUCUAUGAGGUGAGCAAGGAGUGGACGCUGGGCCCAGAGCUGUGCGACAUGUGGACGGCCUCCGACGUGUUGUGCUGUACGGCAUCUAUCUUACACCUGGUGGCGAUAGCUCUCGACAGGUUCUGGGCGGUGACCAAGGUUGACUACAUCCACCAGCGGUCUCCUAAGCGGGUGGGCGGCAUGAUCGCCGUCAUCUGGUCGGUCUCCUUCCUGAUCUCCGCGGCGCCCAUGAUGGGCUGGAAGGACCCUGAGUGGCACGAGCGUCUCCGCAACAAGAUGUGCAUCAUCUCCCAGGACGUCGGCUACCAGAUCUUCGCCACCAUCACCUCCUUCUACCUGCCGCUGGCGGUGAUCCUCGUCCUCUACUGGCGGGUCUAUCAGGCCGCUAGGAAGCGCAUCAGGCGCAAGAUCGGCACUAAUGCGCACUCUGCGCUGUGUCGUGGCCCCGUCACCAUCAGCGAGACCACCACCUUCACCAGAAUGUCGUCGCAGCCGUCGCCCGAAAAGACCUCCAACGGCAGCACCCUCAACGGCCACCCCGUCGACGGUGGUCGGGAGGACACCACCACUUCAGCGGUGGUCGCUGCCGUUACAAGUGCCGCAGCCGCACAGGUCGUGCCGCGGCACCUGCGGCGGCGGGAGGUAGAGUCAAGGAAGGAGAGGAAGGCGGCCAAGACACUGGGCAUCAUCACGGGAGCCUUCGUGAUGUGUUGGCUGCCUUUCUUCAUCCUGGCGGUGCUGAUGCCGCUGUGCACGGUGUCCUGCCACUUCAACCCUUACCUUAUCGCCACCUUCCUCUGGCUGGGCUACUUCAACUCUACCCUCAACCCCAUCAUCUACACCGUCUUUAGCCCGGAGUUCCGCAACGCCUUCAAGAGGAUAUUGUGCGGCAGGAAGAGACCUUUUCAGCGCCAGUCUUCGCGGUUUUCAUCAGUUCGGUUUACGAGAUCAUAGCAAAGCGGGGUGCCGGGGGGGCGGAGGGGGGGUAGGGGGCGGGCCCCUUGCCCCACUACCACCCUGGGCCUGGCUGCUGCCACCCACCUGGCCAGCUUGCCACCCAUCACGGAGUCGACGCUGUGAGCCGCCCAUCUGGCGGCCCAGGGCUGGUCAACCCCCACGGCACCACCACACUAUUCCGCUACUAUGUAGUUUUGUACAGAGUAUCUCGCCUACAGUACGGUAUAUGUUUAAGAUUAUUAACUUCAUGUUCAUCUAUGGUGCUGUAAUACUGUAAGUGAUAUAUAAUGACCAAAUAUUGUAACAUAAUACUUUUACUCGUUGUAUUUACCUUAAGAAUACACUCAACACCUGUAAAUAUGUCUUAUAUAAUGAGAAUCGUUGUCUGGCACAAGUCAGCCCGACACCUGUACACGUGCUUGCUUCAGCUCGUGCCUACACGUGCUUGCUUCAGCUGGUGCCUCGACAAUCACACCUGCUCCUCCACACACCUGUCACCACACCUGAGUAUCACUGUUCAUGUGUGACUUCCUCAUAGCGACUGUCAUCAACCUAACAAGUGUUGUCUCCAGUAAAUCUUGUCAUGUUUAGACACCUGUACCAUGCAGCUGUGUGGCAGUGUAUCUUUCGCAGCUGCUACAUGUCUCACUUAACACCUGUUCUUCUCACCUGUCAUACUAUUGUUCCUUCAACAUGGUCUUCCUCACUUCAUAUAUUUCUUUUCAUGUCCAUUUUCCUCAUUCGUAUUUCCUCUUUUCCUUACCAUCACUUCAUAUGUUCCUUCUUUAUCUGUCACUCUCACCUCGCAUCAUGCUCAAGUCUCACCUAAUCCUCAUUCUCAUCAAAUAUUAUCCUCAUUUUUACCUCAUAAUUACAGAUAAACAUAACAUUCAUCUCAUUAUCAUUCUCAUUCAAUUAUCACAUAUAUCUAUCUCUACUUGCCUCACUCUACCUUCAUUAAUCCUCACCUCAUCGUCACCUCACAAUCACCGAGUCGUAUUAUCAAGCGACAACCGAUUCAUUCCACGAUUCGUUUUUUGUUUUGGUUUUUUGUUCACAUCUGCCACGUGUGUAAGCUCCUCUACACUCAACACGCUUUACCAGGCAUGAUUGAGUGCGUCACUGAAUCCAGGUUUACUCUAGGUGUUGUUUACAAAUACUGUAUGAAUGAAUCACCCCCCCCCCCCCACUUUUAAACACGACCUAUUGUAUGUUUAUAUAUGUAGUGUCAUAUAGUCCAUGUUUUUGUUAAGAGACUAGUGUUAUAUGAAUGACUAUAUCUAUAUAUAUCUAGUAUAUGUGUAUAAUAAACAUAGAUCAUUUAUUACGUUAACUAGAGCCCGGUUAUAUUAUGAAUCACGGUAAUAUACGUGUAUUUAACGUGUCCUAGUGUUUCUUUCUCUGUUUCUCAGUGUUUGUGUGUCACAUGACUGGCCCUUCAACACAACAAUAUAAACAGUACAUAAUGUAUUUAGUCUGAUAGCUCCUAUUUUUUCAAUAUUACACACAAGUGAUAUAGGAUUAUAAUAUACAAAAUUUGGAAUAUAUCAGUAUUAUAGUAUAAGUGUCCAUAUUAAUAUAUUAUACAUAAAUAUAUAUAUCUGUCUGGCUGACUUGUUCCUCUUACGUUAGGUUGGCAACCCUGACGAGGCGACAAACUCCUCAGGGUUGGUCAGCCUGACAAUUAAUUAACCGUAGAGAGAACUAAUAUUAACUCUUAUGUAACUUAGGUUUAAGGAAGCUGAGCCCCCUUCUUCGUCUAAUAUAACUUAAAUGUUAAUAAAUGAUAGAUAUAUUGUUAAC
This is a messenger RNA of Homarus americanus (American lobster), 3598 nucleotides long. RefSeq names its product 5-hydroxytryptamine receptor-like. The record is from RefSeq and is a predicted model, not a curated record. The transcript has 5 exons. Gene Ontology annotation, biological process: adenylate cyclase-activating adrenergic receptor signaling pathway. Gene Ontology annotation, cellular component: membrane. Gene Ontology annotation, molecular function: G protein-coupled amine receptor activity. NCBI's taxonomy places the organism in Eukaryota, Metazoa, Arthropoda, Malacostraca, Decapoda, Nephropidae. Bases 290 to 1792 code for a protein of 500 amino acids.